Messenger RNA from Syngnathoides biaculeatus (alligator pipefish), 1993 nucleotides. RefSeq names its product transforming growth factor beta-3 proprotein-like. Lineage: Eukaryota; Metazoa; Chordata; Actinopteri; Syngnathiformes; Syngnathidae. The record is from RefSeq and is a predicted model, not a curated record. Gene Ontology annotation, biological process: SMAD protein signal transduction; BMP signaling pathway; regulation of cell population proliferation. The coding region runs from base 1 to 513 and encodes 170 amino acids. Gene Ontology annotation, molecular function: growth factor activity; type III transforming growth factor beta receptor binding; cytokine activity. The transcript has 4 exons. Gene Ontology annotation, cellular component: extracellular region.
AUGCCGGCGAGUUUGCAGAUCGCGCGGCCCAACGAGCGCGUAAGGAAGCAACGCUACAUCGGCGCCAAGAACGUGAGGACCAAAGGAAGUAAUCUGGGUUUGGAGAUCAGCGUGCGCUGCCCCUGCCACACCUUCGGCCUCCACGGCGACGUCGACGACGAGGUCUCGGACGUCAACUUGAAAGCGCCGACGGCACACGCGAACGCCGAGGUGAGCUGCCGCGUCCGCCGGCUGCACGUCGACUUCCGCCGCGACCUGAACCGGAAGUGGAUUCACGAGCCCAGCGGUUACGACGCCAACUACUCCUCCGGGCCCUGCCCCUACCCGAGGAGCUCGGACACGCCGCGCAGCUCGUUGCUGAGCCUGUACAGCACCGUGAACCAGGAGGCGUCGGCGUCGCCGUGCUGCGUCCCCCAAGAACUGGAGCCCCUCACCAUCCUCCACUACUCGGGCCGGACCCCCAAAGUGGAGCAGCUUUCCGACAUGAUCGUCAAGUCUUGCAAAUGCAGCUGAGGGGUGGCCAUUUUGAGGCUGGAGAUGACCCCAGAAAAAAAAAAAAAAAAAAAAAAUCCAAGUGCCGGUAUUCAUCCUGCGCCAAAGCACGGAUUCCUCCGUUCUGGACGCAACAUUAGGUACGCCUGCGUAACGUCACCAGUCGUCCAAACUUCCGUCUCGAAAAAAAAAAAGAGCAGAAUUUGGAUCGGCAAGAAACGCCAGCGUCAGGCCGACCAAUCAUAUUUUCAAGACUUGGGUGCAAUUUCGGGUCAGAGAAAUUAAAUUGACUUUGUUGUACGACAUUCUCCAUUCACUCCGCGACCUGCGUCAUCUUUUUUUCACGAUGUCGGCAAACUCUCUUCAUACUUUGUUGACGUGCGAGGUACAAAAAACGUGUCUGACUUGCAACAUGUUGGCGUUUCUUUGACGUGUCAAGGCCAGAUUUGCUUUGUGGUCGUCGUCGUCUCCUCAAAAGCGGUGCUGACCUCAAAUCCAAAGCCGGCGUCCGUUUGCUCCUUGCAUUGCUUUGCAAACUUGAACUUUGACCCCGCUUAACGCAUUUCUACGUGUGCGGCAAUACAAGGUUCAGCGAUGGAGAUCAUUUGGGGCUUGUUUGAAAUGCAAAAUUUCACGUUAAAAUGUCAAAUUUAUAUAUUUUUUUUCAAAUGUUUACAAAGUGACGUUCCAACUUUGUGUCGCAGACCAGAAUGAGAACGACAUCAUCGCUCAACAACAUUCUGUCCCAUCGAACUUAUCGACGUAAAUCUGUCGCGCCGACGGGCCGAGGCUAACGAGUUCUGACGGGCGGACAAAGAGAAUCGCUUUUUCCUGCGCUGGGCCCGCCCGCGGGUGUUUCCCGUCGCCGGCGAUGAAAGAUGAACUCUGACGCGCCAGAGCAAAUGCGGCAACGCGGCUCUGACACAACGAGGACGCUAGACAAACGCACGCUAGCGCUACCAGGAAGGGGAAAAGCUUUUUGCAAACGCGCCGGCGGGUUUGAAUUCCGUUCGGGCAAACACGCGCGCGAGACAGAAAAAGCCGAGUCGGCCUUCGGCGGCGCCCUCGAGGCCUUUGGGUGCGCUUUCGAACAUCAGCACGCACUUCCCGAAAAUCAAAGAUGGCCGACGCGAGGUCAUCAAAGUGUAAACGUUUCCACCUUUCCCGGCUAAACAAAAGAACGGGAAGACGCUCGCAUCCAAAACAAAAACCAACGCGGCAGUUCAAGGCGACAUUAUAAAAACACGUUAGUCGACCGCCCGUCCCCCCCCCCCGGAGGGGUGUGUGAACAUCUGUUAUGGUGUCUGCCUGGAAAUGUCUCAUCCGAAACAGCCGCCAUGGCCGAUGAUGACCCGCUUCACUCCCGAUGGUUUCCAAGCGGCCGUGAAAAACGGCAACAAAAGAGGCGAGCGGACGUUUGACGGCGGCGAGGAAGAACUUGAAGCAAAAGUUUGGGCUGAAAGGCGAAAUCUUGCUCGCCUCCAACUGCAACAGCAUUCAA